GCCUGCACGCGUGUCGCCGCCCUACCCAGUGUGCCAAAACACCGUGUGUACCAGGGUGGCAUAACCGGUGUGGACGUAGUGAUAGUGAGUGGACCUACCGCCGGCCGUUUGAAGUGCGAGAAACUAGAGGACAGUUGAUCAAUAUCAAAAUGGAUUGAUGUGAUAGAAAUAAACCGAGCAGUGAGUGGUGGAACACGUAGCGAGUAACGGAGUGAACACUAUGGAAAUAUACGUGAUGGUGGGAAUGGCUGUUCUCAUCUAUACUCUCCUGGUAGUUCUGCUCAAGGGCGACUGCUGUAAACCGAACGACAAGUGCGAAUGCGAGGAGUGUAGGGACAUGUCUCAAUCGAGUAAUCAGGCGUUCACCCCCACGGUCUUAUCGGUUUCGUCUCGAGUCGACAUUAUCGAUCGCUCUUAAACGAGUAAACGUUCUUAACUCUUCAAUCUAAUAGUAUGCUAAGUUUAGUGAACUAGUGCCAAAAGUAUUGAGAUCAAGCUUAACUGACUUCGCUAGUGUAUAGGUGUGAGUGUACUGUUAAAAGUAAGUGCUUAUCGUGAGUGAGUGAUGGUGGGGAGGUCGUUAUGGACCCCCUAGCCCGCCUGAUGGAAGGCGCGCCGCUGCCGAGCGUGCUCGGCGCUACCAGGGACACACGGCCGCGAGGAGCUCUGGUGCAUGCCAGCCUGGCUGCGGCGCCGCAUCUCGGAGACAAAAAGGGCAGACACCUGACAGGCACCUUCUGUCUCACAGGAGACACCAUGGAGGGCAUCAUACAAUGUCUCGUCUUUCUAAAAGCUUUUUCGCUGGUUGGUGGCGAGUUCGACAUGGAGCUCAACUUUGUGAUCCAGGACGCGCAGAACAUACAACACAUGCUAGAACUCCUCGACCACUGUCCACCCAGCUUACAGGCUGAAAUAUGGUCGGUGUUCAUCGCGAUCCUGCGCAAGAGCGUGAGGAACCUCCAGGCGUGCACGGACGUGGGCCUCAUCCACCACGUGCUGCAGCGUCUGCCGCAUGCUGAAACUGUUGUUGCCGAUCUCCUCAUAGAAAUGCUGGGUGUGUUAGCCAGCUACAGUGUCACAGUCAAGGAGCUCAAACAACUGUUCAUUGCGAUGAAAGCAGUGAAUGGAAAAUGGCCACGACAUUCGGCUAAACUCCUAAACGUACUGCGCCAAAUGCCACACCGCAAUGGGCCAGAUGUGUUCUUCAGCUUCCCAGGCAGGAAAGGAUCGGCGAUAGUGCUGCCCCCGCUGGCGAGGUGGCCCUACGAGAACGGGUUCACAUUCACCACGUGGUUCAGGCUGGACCCCAUCAACUCGGUCAACAUCGAGAGAGAAAAGCCAUAUUUGUAUUGUUUCAAGACGAGUAAAGGCGUGGGCUACACGGCACACUUCGUGGGAAACUGCCUCGUGCUCACCUCCAUGAAGGUGCGAGGGAAGGGGUUCCAGCACUGCGUCAAGUACGAGUUCCAACCGAGACGGUGGUACGCGAUAGCGGUGGUGUACAUAUACAACAGAUGGACGAAGAGCGAAAUCAAGUGUCUAGUCAACGGGCAGCUCGCCUCCAGCACUGAAAUGGCCUGGUUCGUCUCCACCAACGAUCCAUUCGACAAAUGCUACAUCGGCGCGAUGGCGGAGUUGGACGAGGAGCGAGUGUUUUGUGGUCAGAUGGCAGCCAUUUACCUGUUUGGGGAAGCCCUCACCACCCACCAGAUAUGUGCCAUGCAUCGCCUAGGUCCCGGAUAUAAGAGUCAAUUUCGUUUUGACAACGAAUGCAACAUCAGUUUGCCGGAGAACCACAAACGGGUGAGCGAGACGCCCGCUCUCAAGCUUGAUCCCGAGUCCCUUCCCGAAAUCCCGAACGUUCCCAAACCUGAAUCCGAUCCCGAGCCCGCUUCCAGUGAAGAUACUAGGGCAGCAGAGAGCGAGGCAGCUUGCGUUGUAGUUAAGGAGGACGCUACGCCUAAAGGACGUCGCUUGGCGGACGAGGCGCGCGAAGUGGCGGCUGCGCAUGCGUCGCUGCUCGUAGAUAUUGAAGCAUGCAAGCGUGUGCUCUACGACGGUAAACUGUCGUCCGCCAUUGUAUUCAUGUACAACCCGGUGGCGACAGAUGGCCAGCUGUGUUUGCAGUCGGCGCCCAAAGGCAACGUGUCGUAUUUCGUGCACACGCCCCACGCGCUAAUGCUACAGGAGGUGAAAGCGGUGGUGACGCAUUCCAUCCACAGCGCGCUGAACUCCAUCGGCGGGGUGCAGGUUCUGUUCCCCUUGUUCGCGCAGCUCGACCUGCCGCACGAUGCCCCGGCGUCAGACCCCAAACGAGACCCCAUGUUAUGUUCAAAACUUCUUGGCUUCGUCUGCUCUUUGGUGGAGUCGUGUAGCACGGUACAACAACACAUGCUGCAGUGCCGUGGUUUCCUGGUAAUAUCGCACAUGCUGCAGCGGUGCGGCCGCGAUCACCUCACCCCGGACACGCUGGCCUCCUUCCUGCAUUUGACCAAACAUCUAGUCACUUGCUGCUCUCCUAAUUCGGAUCUACUGUUGAAACAACUGCUGGACCAUAUCCUGUUCAACCCGUCCCUGUGGAUCCACACGCCGGCGGCGGUUCAGGCUCGACUGUACUGCUACCUGGCGACUGACUUCCUGGCCGAUGCCCACAUAUACGGCAGUGUGAGACGCGUCAGCACGGUGCUGCAGACCGUCCAUACCCUGAAGUAUUAUUAUUGGGUCGUCAAUCCAAGGACGAAGAGUGGCAUCACGCCGAAGGGUUUGGACGGCCCCAGACCGGCGCACAAGGACAUCUUGACGAUCCGAGCCUACAUUCUGCUGUUCCUCAAACAGCUGAUAAUGAUCGGCAAUGGAGUGAAGGAAGACGAACUACAGUCCAUACUCAACUACCUUACCACUAUGCACGAGGAUGAAAAUCUUCACGACGUCCUACAAAUGUUGAUUUCGUUAAUGUCUGAACAUCCCAGCUCUAUGGUACCUGCUUUUGAUGCUAAGGGUGGAGUCAGAACAAUUUUUAAGCUGCUGUCGUCCGAAAGUCAAUUAAUAAGGCUACAGGCUCUCAAACUUUUAGGCUUCUUUUUAAGUAGGAGCACUCACAAACGUAAGUACGACGUGAUGUCUCCGCACAACCUGUAUACAUUGCUGGCGACGCGGCUGGGCGGCGGUAACGGUGGUUUGGCGCUGCCGGUGUAUAACGCGCUGUACGAACUUCUCACCGAGCAUGUGGCUCAACAAGUGUUGUAUACGGCGCAUCCUGAACCACAACCCCAUUUUAGACUUGAAAACCCGAUGAUCCUUAAAGUAGUGGCAACCCUAAUAAGACAAUCAAAGCAAACGGAACAGCUAUUGGAAGUGAAGAAGCUAUUCUUAUCCGACAUGACUCUACUGUGCAGUAACAACAGAGAGAACAGACGGACGGUCUUACAGAUGUCUGUUUGGCAGGAGUGGCUAAUAGCAAUGGCGUAUAUUCAUCCCAAGAACGCCGAGGAGCAGAAAAUAUCCGAUAUGGUUUACUCCCUCUUCAGAAUGCUGUUACAUCAUGCUAUCAAACAUGAAUACGGAGGAUGGCGAGUGUGGGUAGAUACUCUAGCAAUUGUUCAUUCCAAGGUUUCAUACGAAGAAUUCAAGCUUCAAUUCGCUCAAAUGUACGAACAUUAUGAGCAGCGGCGUGCGGAUAACAUCACAGACCCGGCUGAGAGGCAACAACGACCGAUCUCGACUAUAUCUGGCUGGGAUCGGCACACGGAUGGGCACGUCAAAACAAAAGUAGUACCUGAUACGGACGAGAGCGUAGAAGAUACAUCAAUACGAAAACAGAACGUGCUCAAUCAUGGAGCGCAAACUGAAAUAGGCAAAGGACUUUCGUUACGAGAAAUCGAAUCGUGUAGGUGUAAAAAUGCAAGUGAGAGUGCAGAGGAAAGUCGGACUACAGUAGUAUAUAGUGAAGUGUGUAAAGUUCAUAGUCCUAAGCGUGAUAGUACCGAAGUGCCCAGCGUAGAAGGUUGUGAUAGUGUUAAUAGUAAUACGGAAGUAGAACAUGCGGUCGACGACGCCGAAGAAAUCGACUGCAGCGAUAAAGUCAUCGAUGUUAACACUGAAUUAGUCGAAUCAAUAAUAGAAACUCAUUAUCUUCAAAGUUCGGAGUCGGGAAUUGAAACGAUUGAAAUGGACUUAGAAAAAGCUGAUAAACCAUUGUCGCGACAGGGCAGCCUCGAUUACAUUCCAGUUAGAGAUAUAGGAGAUAUAUGCGAUAAUGUUAAGGAUGACAACACCGAUAAAAGUGAAGGACUCCCUUCAAGUUUAUCUAUUAGUGAAACUGCUAGUCCCGAGAGAAUAGCUGACGGGCUCAAUAUGGCUCACGAAAGAGAAUCUGAACUUUCAGAUCCGUCCGAAUUAUAUUUAACUCCAAGUGAAGCCACGAGCCCAAGAAGAGUACUAGAUAAGACUGACAUAAACAUUCCUGAUGAAACUACUUUAGAUGAUCCUAAACACAUUGCUAUUAAUAUAGUAAAUGAUGUGUUAACUAUAGCUUUAGAGACUGUGAGAAUUAAAACUGACGACGAUACUGAUUCUGGCGCCAUUUCUGGAGGUCAAACUUCUGAUGGUAAUACUCCUAAUGGCCGAGAAGAUUUAGAAGCAGAUAUGGAAGAAAUAAUGGAUGAGAAGCAAAUAGCUGAAACUAUUGCUAAAGAUAUAGUUUUAGAUAUUAUUUCCAAUGUUGUUCCGGAAAACACAGAAAAAGAAGAAAUUAUAACUGAUGAUAAUGAUAAUAUUCAAAGAGUUUUACCUUCCGAUCAUCCUCACGAAGGUAGCGUGCUGCCUCUUGACGAGGAAUUGAGGAGUGGAAAAGAAAUAGAGGAGAGUGAUAACAUUGAUAUUACGUCUGAAAAUUUAAAGAAUGAAAGUCAUAGAGCAGAAAUUAAUACAGAAUACCAAGAAAUUCCAGAAAUACCGCCUAUUUCAACUAUCAGUGAAAAUAUUUCCUUGGCAAACAAGCAGGAACAAGAGGAGGAGGAAGAAAGGAACCGAGAUGGUGAAAGAGAUAAAAGGAGAGUUAGUUUACCGGGAGACAAUGAGAUGAAACAAGACGCCAGAGGCGAAGGUGUUGCAUCACAGGGGACGAAUACAUCGACAUCGCCAAAGAGACCUAGAAGCGCGUCUACAAGCACACAAGUAGACUCAAAUCAUUUCGAAAGCAAGCGUCCUUCAAAAUGCAAUCGUCCGAUGUUUUCUCCGGGGCCGACGCGACCGCCGUUCCGUAUCCCGGAGUUUCGUUGGUCAUACAUACAUCAGAGAUUGCUCUCAGAUGUCCUAUUCUCAUUGGAAACAGAUAUUCAAGUAUGGAGAAGUCACUCUACGAAGUCGGUGAUAGACUUCGUGAACAGCAGCGAAAACGCGAUAUUCGUGGUCAACACUGUACACCUGAUCAGUCAGCUGGCCGACAACCUGAUCAUCGCCUGUGGGGGAUUGCUGCCGCUACUAGCGUCUGCUACUUCGCCCAAUAAUGAACUAGACGUGAUCGAGCCGACUCAAGGCAUGCCAGUGGAGGUAGCCGUGACGUUCCUUCAACGUCUGGUGUCUAUGGCGGACGUCCUGAUAUUCGCCAGCGCGCUCAAUUUCGCCGAACUCGAAGCUGAGAAGAACAUGUCCAGUGGUGGAAUACUCAGACAGUGUCUACGACUGGUGUGCACGUGCGCCGUCCGCAACUGCCUCGAGUGUAAAGAGCGCCAGCGGUGCCGCGCCCCUCGCAACCGCAACACCGACUCGCCCUCCCCUAAGAGUGUCGUUGCGAGCCUGGCCGAUGCGUCGAGCCCCGUCAAGGAUCCCGAGAGGUUACUUCAAGACAUGGACGUGAAUAGAUUGCGCGCUGUCAUUUAUAGAGACGUGGAGGAAACGAAGCAAGCUCAGUUCCUAUCGCUGGCAAUCGUCUACUUCAUAUCUGUGCUGAUGGUGUCCAAGUAUCGGGACAUACUGGAGCCGCCGGCACACGCGCAGGCUGACUGCAGCCGCCGCCUGCAUCAUGCGCACGAUCAUCAUGGAUCCCGCCCGUUGUUCCCGCAGUGGUCCCACCACGUGUACCCCCAGUUCCUGCCUGGUGGGCAUCCGGCUCACCGCCACACGCACUGCAAACUCGAUUGCGGCCAACACGUUAACAAUAAUACGCACGCGCACGCACGCAUCGCUAGUUACCACCGCGCGCACGCAGAACACAACGGUGACGAUGUGGAGUACGCCAUGAUAGUUGUUGACGAGAACAACUCGACUAUGAACGAGCUAGACUCGCCGUCCAUGAAGGAGGAAAAGGAGGAGAGCGUGGCAAAAAUUGAGACCACCACGGACGAAGUUAAACCGAAUUCGGGGGAAACGCCCAUGGUGGAGGUGUCCCCGGCUACGGAGAACGAGGAACCGCUGUUCAAGUCGAGCCUCCGCGUCAGACAACCGAAGACGAAGCCUCCAAAGCCGAAAACUUUGCCGGAGAUUACGGUGUCGGUUGUUAACCUGAGCGUAGACUCGAUAGAGGAUGCCGGUUCGUUCCACCUCAACUCUACGGAGACGAACAAUGAUCCGGAGACAUCCAGCGAAAUCGCCUUAGAUGAUAACAAGCAACCCGUGAGCAACGACGAGUCGUGGACGGACGUGAACUUGAACGAGGACGGCGAGCGCGGCCCCGCCACCAUCACCGGCCGCACUAGAGACCAUGAGGGGAAUAUACAUGAGGAUAUAGACAAACAAAUUCACAUGAGGAACUCUGAACAUCAUCAUGCGCUACAGCGGAACCAGAAUAGAAACCUGCAGACAGCUCAGCGGCAUUUACAUCCAGACAACGAGACAUUAGCCGGUUUGAGCGCGGGUCUGGCUGUGGGAAGCGCGGAAGGCGCGUCACGAGAGGCGUCCCUCACGCACAAGCUCGAGACAGCUCUGGGACCUGUCUGUCCGCUGCUCAGAGAGAUCAUGCUGGACUUCGCACCCUUCCUAGCCAAGACCCUUGUUGGGAGUCACGGACAGGAGCUGCUUAUGGAAGGCCUCCAAACGUUCAAAACGAGUACCUCAGUGGUAGAGCUGGUGAUGCUGCUAUGCUCGCAGGAAUGGCAGAACUCGCUACAGAAGCACGCGGGUCUGGCGUUCAUAGAGCUCAUCAACGAGGGCCGGCUGCUGUCGCACGCCAUGCGAGACCACAUUGUCCGAGUUGCCAAUGAAGCUGAGUUUAUACUGAAUAGGAUGAGAGCUGACGAUGUACUGAAACAUGCCGAUUUUGAGUGUCUAUGCGCGACCACGAGCGCCGAGCGUGCGGAGGAGGAGCGCACGUGCGAGCGACUGAUCGCUGCGGCGCGGCGCCGCGACCAGGCGUCAGCUGCUAGAUUACUAGACAAGCUGCAACAUGCUGCUGCUGCUAGAGCCGGUGCCGGCGAAAGCGGUGGUCACUGGAAGUUGGACUCGUGGGAGGACGACGCGCGGCGCCGACGGCGUUUGGUGCCAGACGCACGCGCACGACGCGCUGCCGCCGCGCCGCGCCCGCCAGCACACACGCCACCACAUGACGCCAUAUUACAGGCAACAGAGGAGUUGCACGCUCGCAUCGCUCAGGCGGGAGGCGGGGCGCAGCUGCCGUCGCUGCCGCCAGAGCUGCUUGACGACGCUGAGCUGCUACUGGAUGAGCGGGACGCUGAUCAGGAGCUACCGGGUCCCGUGAACAUCAGUACGAAGGCGAAGCUGGUGGCUCCGGGGCUGGUGGCGCCGGGAACCGUUUCGCUGACCUCCACGGAGCUGUACUUCGAGGUGGACGAGGACGACCCCGAGUAUAAGAAGAUUGACCCUGAGGUGUUGAAAUACUGCGAGCACCUGCACGGGAAAUGGUACUUCAGCGAGAUCCGCGCCAUCUUCUCCCGCCGCUACCUGCUGCAGAGCACAGCCAUAGAGAUGUUCCUGGCUAGCAGAACGUCAAUAUUCUUCGCCUUCCCGGACCAGACCACGGUGAAGAAGGUUAUAAAAGCCCUGCCCAGGGUCGGUGUGGGCAUCAAGUACGGCAUCCCGCAGACCAGGCGCGCGUCCAUGAUGUCCCCGCGCCAGCUCAUGCGCAACUCCAACAUGACGCAGAAGUGGCAGCGACGUGAGAUAUCCAACUUCGAGUAUCUCAUGUUCCUCAACACUAUCGCAGGGCGAACGUACAACGACUUGAACCAGUACCCGGUGUUCCCGUGGGUGCUCACCAACUACGAGAGCGAGGAGCUUGACCUCAGCCAGCCCUCCAACUACAGAGAUCUGUCAAAGCCCAUCGGCGCACUCAACCCGAGCCGGCGCGCGUACUUCGAGGAGCGAUACAACACGUGGGAACACGACUCCACUCCGCCCUUCCACUACGGCACACACUACUCCACCGCCGCCUUCGUACUCAACUGGCUAGUGCGCAUUGAGCCAAUGACGACCAUGUUCCUUGCGUUACACGGAGGCAAAUUCGACCAUCCCAAUCGACUAUUCUCUUCUAUCGCGAUGUCUUGGAAGAAUUGCCAACGAGACACUUCUGAUGUCAAGGAACUGAUCCCCGAGCUAUUCUUCCUGCCCGAGAUGCUGGUGAACAGCUCGGGGUUCAAGCUGGGCAUCCCGGAGUCGCCCACGGGUGACGUCAUCCUGCCGCCCUGGGCCUCCUCCGCCGAGGAGUUCGUGCGGAUCAACCGCAUGGCCCUCGAGUCCGAGUUCGUCAGCUGCCAGCUGCACCAGUGGAUCGAUCUCAUCUUCGGCUACAAGCAAAGAGGACCCGAAGCGGUGCGAGCGACAAACGUGUUUUACUACCUGACAUACGAGGGCGGCGUGCGACUUGACCAGAUUACCGAUCCAGUUACGAAAACCGCCAUAGAGGACCAGAUCCGCAGCUUUGGGCAAACUCCGGCGCAGCUACUGAGCGAGCCGCACCCCCCGCGCGCCUCCACCAUGCACCUAGCACCGCUCAUGUUCGCUGCGGCACCGGAUGACGUGUGCCUCAGACUGAAACUGCCCUCCAAUGCGGCCGUCGUUCACGUGUCCGCGAACACGUACCCGCAGCUUGCGAUGCCGGCUGCUGUUACUGUAAGCGCGGCGCGCGCGUUCGCGGCACACAGGUGGGCGGGAGGCGGUUGCGCGCACGCCGCCGCCCGGCACGCAGACCACGCCCCGCCGCACCAUCCCCUCACCAUGGACCCGGUUUGGGCGGCGGGCGGCGCAGCAGCGGCGGCGCGGCGUCAGCUCGGCGACAACUUCUCGCAGCGCGUGCGUGCGCGCAGCAACUGUUUCGUCACCACCGUCGACUCGCGCUUCCUCAUCGCCGCCGGCUUCUGGGACAACAGCUUCCGGGUCUUCUCUACCGAGACAGCCAAGAUAGUGCAGAUAAUAUUCGGUCACUACGGCGUGGUGACGUGCGUGUCGCGGUCGGAGUGCAACAUCACGUCGGACUGCUACAUCGCGUCCGGCUCCGAGGACUGCACCGUGCUGCUGUGGCACUGGUCGGCGCGUCACGGCGGCAUCGUAGGCGAGGGGGAGACGCCGGCGCCGCGCGUGACAUUGACUGGCCACGACACGCCCGUCAACGGCGUGCUAGUCUCCGCAGAGCUCGGCCUCGUCAUCUCGUCGUCUAUCAACGGUCCUGUGCUGAUACACACGACGUUCGGCGAGCUGCUGCGUUCGCUAGCUCCGGCUGCGGGCGCGGCGGGCCCGUCGCAGCUGGCGUUGUCGCGGGAGGGCGUGAUAGUGGUGGCGUACGCGCGCGGACACCUCGCCGCGUUCACGCUCAACGGCCGCAGACUCCGACACGAGACGCAUAAUGAUAAUUUCCAGUGCCUGGUGCUGUCCCGGUGCGGCGAGUACCUGGUGUGCGGCGGCGACGCGGGCGUGGUGGAGGUGUGGCGCGCGGCGACGCUCGCGCCGCUGUACGCGUUCCCGCCCGCCGGCGCGCCCGUAUGCAGCCUCGCGCUAUCGCACGACCAGAGGUUCCUCCUGGCGGGACUGGAGAACGGGUCGUUGGUGGUGUUCCACAUCGACUUCAACAGGUGGCACCACGAGUACCAGCAGCGGUACUGAGGCUUCCGCUGCUGCGGCCGUGACCUGUAGCCGCCCGCGACUGCCGCCAGUCGCCGCGACCCGCCGCAGUGACCCAUGUGUUCUGUAUAUACGAACUGUCAACUUGACUGCGCGUCUAGUGUAGAUGCGGUUAUGAUAUGCGCUUAACCAAAAUUAAUGUUUGUUAAGGAUUUGUUGUGAAAAUUUUAUUUGAAAGCAAUCGGUGCAGUCACGAGAUGCUAAAAUGCUGGGUACCGUACGAAUCUGCGACUUGGACGAAGUCGUGUAGGCCACGCUUAGAGCGUCAAAGUUUGUGACUGUACGAAACUAUUGGUUGUAUAGUAGUAUAAAUUUUACCAUUCUUACAAUUGACCAUACUAUUAUUUAAUUGUUAUUUAAUGAAAUUAUUCCAUUUUGAAUUUAAUUCGAUGUAGGCGACUUAUGUAUUAUUUAAAAUUGUGGACGCGUUUUCAUUUUAAAAAGCGUGCUAGUUCGAGGCAUACGUUUUGUUUGGAGGAGGUGUUAAGAGCUACUGAGUGUUAUCGUAGCUUAUGCCAACAAAUAAUGAUAAAAUACGAUAAAAUAAACUAGAAAUACAUUAGAACAUAUAUUAUAAGUAUUACAUUACAUUCCAUUUUAGGUAUUACACUUAAUAGAAAAAAUUUCUCUAUGAAUUCUAAAACGAUGAUUAUUAUUAUUAUUUACUUACUUAAUUUUAAUUUUAGUGCCAUAAGCAAAACGAUGUACUUAAAUAAUGGUAAAUUUAUUUUGAUCUCCCAAAUGACGUCCAUUUAUUAUGAACUAUGUACUUAUUGAUUUAUAUUCCUAUUUUGUACUUAACGCACCGUGCAAUAUCCUUGUUUUGACCUAAAGUAUCUUAG
Messenger RNA from Aricia agestis (brown argus), 10910 nucleotides. RefSeq names its product neurobeachin (gene rg). NCBI's taxonomy places the organism in Eukaryota, Metazoa, Arthropoda, Insecta, Lepidoptera, Lycaenidae. The record is from RefSeq and is a predicted model, not a curated record. The transcript is spliced from 55 exons. Gene Ontology annotation, molecular function: protein kinase binding. Gene Ontology annotation, biological process: intracellular protein localization. The coding region runs from base 583 to 10050 and encodes 3155 amino acids. Gene Ontology annotation, cellular component: membrane; cytosol.